Molecule: messenger RNA, 2003 nt
Organism: Chaetomium fimeti
Lineage: Eukaryota; Fungi; Ascomycota; Sordariomycetes; Sordariales; Chaetomiaceae
Exons: 1
Coding region: 60-2003 (647 amino acids)
Source: RefSeq, a predicted model, not a curated record
CCGACCUCAGCAUACCUACCACUCAACAUACUUGUUCGAAUCCGCUCUGUGUCGCAGAUAUGACUGAUCCCCGGACGCCACCACCACUGCCGUUAUUGCCAUCACCGCCUCUUUUGCGCCUCCCCCCGGCCAUUAGACGCCUCAUCUACCAUUUUGUUGGUUUGGCAUCGUGGGACCCCGGGGAUCCCUACCGAUUCGAUUUGCAUGGCCGACCAGCUGGGCAUCAUGGGUGGGGAGAGACCAUCGAAAUGAGCGUCUUUCAUGGCCUGCUCCUUUCCUGUCGCGCUCUCCACGCCGAGGCGGCUGCUCUGGUCUACUCGGCCAACUGGUUCGUCUUACACUACUCGCGCGCGGACCCAGACUCGCUCCGACCGCUGCGCGCUCUGACUACGCCGUCAAUUCUAUCCCUCUCUAAUCUCAAGGUCGUGCUCAACCAGGCUUCUUGCCACCAGCCGAGUACCUCCUUUGGCAGCUGUUGUCUCGAAGGGUACCAUUACCUUGACUCGUAUGGCAUGUUCCAUUACCCGCAUUGGAAGCACCACUGCAAGCGGUCACACCGGGGUUCAAUACAUCAACUCCCACUCCUGAGUCCGGCCGCGUCCGGGUCCGGUGAGGAGCAAGAGCUGGCGACGGCCCGGACGAUACUAAGAGACUGGCAUGCCGCCGCCGCCCACUUGUCCAUGACUGAUCCCGGCCGCCUUACGCUCUCCUUGGUUUGCGACAUCAACCCCAAACAUCCGCAAGCGCUACAGAUAGCCGAGUCUGCCGUCGCGCCGAUCCGCCUCCUCCCGCCGUCGCAUCUAAAAAGAUGCGAUGUCAGGUUGGCCAAAAGGCCGGAUGGCCGGUUACAGCAGAUUGCUCGGGACACUGUCUUACACGCGUGCGGUAUUCCCACGCCGUCCCUAGAGCCGUCAAAGAGGGUAACCCUGACGACCCUUCCACGUGAACUCCGCAUCCGUAUUCUCCAGUACACGGAUUUGGUGACCCCAAGGAGAGAGGUGACAUGGAGCCGGCAGGAACCCCAAUACGCCGUGUUCUGCCGCCGGUUCGAUGCCCGCCGCGACGGCAUCCCAAGCGAUCGCAAUGACACCCGCUUCUUCGCUUGCUCGCUCCGUGCAUGGCUCAGCAACGGGCCACCGAUGAAUGGUUGCUUCUGUCGUCGUCGCCACGCGGCCUUCACGCUUGACUGCGAGUGCUGGGCUCCACCACGGCCUCUGUUCCUCAUCUGCCGCGCGCUGUACGAGGAUGCCCAGUUCGUUUUCUUCUCCAGCAACCGCUUCGUCAUUCACGACUACAGCGCAUGCCUACCCUGGCAGGUACCGUUGCUUGAUGACCACUCGGAAGGGCCCGUCCCUACAUAUCCCUACUACAGCCCGCGGCUGGCCGCCUCCCAGUUCCUGCGAGACGUCGUACCCACGCACUCGCUCGCCCACCUCCGCUUUCUCGAGUUGGUCUUUCCUUGCUACCGCCCUCCUACCUGGCCCGAAUCCCAACACCCCGCCAUGCAGGACUGGCGGGCAACGGUCUCCUGGCUCCGAGGGAAGAUUAACCCGUCAGCACUCACUAUGCGGCUAGUCGUCUUGGACACGCUCUACGGAGAUCCAUCAACAUACAGGAGCACGAUAACCGCCGACGGGGGGGACGCGACAAUGAAAGCUUACAUGGAUCUCCUGGAGCCUCUGGUACCGCUAGCCAAGGAGGAUGGCCUUGCCCGGUUCUUCGCCACGCUCGCCUACCCUUGGGAGUUUACCGAAGAAUCACAAGCCCGCUGUGCCCGCUCCGAGGACUCGGGCAAAGCUUGGCUGUCGGGGGAAAAGGCGGCCAUCAAGCAACGUGCCGAACGUUUUGUGAUGGGCGCUCGGUACGAGAGCCUCUAUGCGAACGGUCGAGAGGAGCCGAAGCUCGGUGAUUGGCACAAGGUGUAUUACCGAUUUGACUACGAUCAUGAUGACGAUGGUAAUGGUGAUGACGGGGGCGCAUCGUCUCCUGAAGCCGGACCAUAA